AUGUAUUGCGCCGAGGUCCGCGACGUACUAGAGCCCUUCUCGAAUAACCAUCCCGGGCCUAUGUACGGAAUGCAGGUGCCAUCGAUGUCGUGGGUGGUUCAUACUGGUCUCGACACCUUCGGACGGUUAAGAUGCCGCAGGGUUCGAAGAAGUGGAGCUCUUGAGACCGGGAGUGAGGUUUCUUACCCCAAGCUCGGGUAUUAUGCGAGGCUCCUAUUGUUAUGGAGCAGGAAGCUCCGGCCUGAUGGAGGCGCAUGCUGUCUUUGCCCCCCCUUCCCCCCAGGUAUGAAGCACCCGAAGCCACCACGACCGUGUUAUACGAGAAGUAUCGCAAAAUGA
Colletotrichum paranaense is the source of this 339-nucleotide messenger RNA. RefSeq lists its product as uncharacterized. The transcript has a single exon. The coding region runs from base 1 to 339 and encodes 112 amino acids. The record is from RefSeq and is a predicted model, not a curated record. NCBI's taxonomy places the organism in Eukaryota, Fungi, Ascomycota, Sordariomycetes, Glomerellales, Glomerellaceae.